CUCUGGCCCGGGUCGACAACGAAACGCUCGCUCCUACGUGCCAUGGCCGCCGCAGGGACGACUGCUCGCCGCCGGGGCCUCCUCUUCUUCCUCCUGCUGCCCGCCAUCGCCGGGACGGCGUCCGCCGGCGCUUUGGUGGGCGACAGGUGCCCCGCGGCGUCGUGCGGAACCGGGAUGCGGUGCGCAACCUGCUCCCCGCUCCCCAACUCCGGGCCCUCCGUCUGCUGCCGGACCACGCCCAUCGACCCCAAAACGCACGGGACGGGCCUGCCCUUCAACAAGUACUCAUGGCUCACCACCCACAACUCCUUCGCCAUCACCGGCACGCCCUCCGGCACCGGCACCCCCAUAAUCUCCCCACCCAACCAAGAAGACUCCGUCACCUCCCAGCUCAAGAACGGCGUCAGGGGCCUCAUGCUCGACACCUACGACUUCAAGAACGACCUCUGGCUCUGCCACUCCUUCAGCGGCAAGUGCUUCGACUUCACCGCCUACGUGCCGGCCUCCAAGGUGCUGGGCGAGAUCAAGGCGUUCCUCGACGGGAACACCGGCGAGGUCAUCACCGUCUUCGUCGAGGACUACGCCGCGCCCGGCUCGCUCGGCAAGGCGCUGGCCGCGGCCGGGCUUACCAAGUACGUGUUCCCGGUGUCGGCCAUGCCCAAGAAUGGCGGAGAUUGGCCGCUGCUCAAGGACAUGGUGGCACAGAACCACCGCUUGCUCGUGUUCACUUCCAAGCAGGGGAAAGAAGGGUCAGAUGGCGUCGCCCACGAGUGGUCCUACGUCGUCGAGACCCAAUAUGGGAGCGAAGGGCUUGUGGUUGGGGCGUGCCCGAAGAGGGGGGAAUCCAAGGCCUUGGACUCCAAGGGGCAAUCUCUGGUGCUCAUGAACUUCUUCACCACCAACCCCAGCCAGAUCUGGGCCUGCGCCAACAACUCCGCGCCGCUCAUUGCCAAGCUCAGGGCCUGCUACGACGCCUCCGCUGCCCGAUGGCCCAACUUCAUCGCCGUCGAUUUCUACAUGAGGAGCAGCGGCGGUGGCGCCCCCCUGGCGACCGACGUGGCCAACGGCCGCCUCCAGUGCGGCUGCGACACCAUUGCCUACUGCAAGCCAAACGCGCCGUUUGGAACAUGCACAAUGCCGUCGCCAUCACCAUCUCCACCGGGUUCGCCUUCCCCGCCACGUACUCCAUCGUCAUCGCCAUCUCAGGCUCCCUCGUCAUUGUCGUCACCGUCUUUGGCUCCCUCGUCGUCUUUGACUCCGGCGGAGGCUCCGACUGUAGCACCAUCUUCACCGGUACCUCGAAUAUUGUUGUCACCAUUAUCGCCGACUCCGGCUCCGCAUUCAUCUCCGUCCCCAACUCCCACUAUGGCUCCGCAUUCAUCGUCGUCCCCGACUCCAACUCUGGCUCCACAUUCAUGGUCAUCUUCACUGUCGCCUCUGUCAUCAUCACCGUCUUCAACACCAGCUCGGAGUCCGUCUCCAUCUUCGUCUCUGUGGUCAUCAUUGUUUUAUUCAACGGCAUCCCCUACUCCGGAUAUGGCUCCAUCCAUGUCACCGUCUUCAUGGCCCUACGGGACUUCUUUGUUCCUGUCUCCAUCAUCAUCACCGACGUCAUCCCCAUCCUUCGACAUAGUGGCAGUGCACGAACCGCCUCCGAAGAGUAGCUCCGACGAACUAGAAGGAACAAUACAAGAGAUGACGACCCCGGAGAGCACGAGGGACGCAGGAGUGCCACAGAGGACAUCUCCAAAGAGCAUAGCGGAGGCGCCGGCGCCGGAAGCAGCCGCGCCGGAUUCGGUGGCUGAUGAUAGCUCCGGUGCGUCGGUUCGGCCGAAAACCCCUAGCCGGAGUUCCCUCUUUGGACUCACGGCCCUCGUUCUCAUCUCACUCUGCUAAAAAACAGAGCUUGCAUGAUCGGAGCCAGCUGUUACGGUGGAGAUAUGAAGUAGUCAGCUUCCUUCCAUAUGUCCAUAUAUGCACUUAUAUACUACCUGUAUAGUAGUGUUGAGCCAAAAGGUUUUCACUCUUGUGCUUUUGUUUCUCAGUACCGGAUGGAUGCCAUGCAUGGUUUUGUUGCUGCAUCGGUCAGUCGGUCAUGUCAGUAGCAUGUCUACGGAGGUUAGAAUAUCAGAUGCAUACAUGUAAACAUACCUUUAAUUUCCCAUAAUUUUGUACAACACUGAA
Brachypodium distachyon (stiff brome) is the source of this 2184-nucleotide messenger RNA. RefSeq names its product PI-PLC X domain-containing protein At5g67130. NCBI's taxonomy places the organism in Eukaryota, Viridiplantae, Streptophyta, Magnoliopsida, Poales, Poaceae. The transcript is spliced from 5 exons. Gene Ontology annotation, biological process: lipid metabolic process. The record is from RefSeq and is a predicted model, not a curated record. Gene Ontology annotation, molecular function: phosphoric diester hydrolase activity. The coding region runs from base 43 to 1896 and encodes 617 amino acids.